Molecule: messenger RNA, 708 nt
Organism: Phytophthora sojae
Lineage: Eukaryota; Oomycota; Peronosporomycetes; Peronosporales; Peronosporaceae
Exons: 3
Biological process (GO): adenylate cyclase-activating G protein-coupled receptor signaling pathway; cell surface receptor signaling pathway
Cellular component (GO): plasma membrane
Molecular function (GO): G protein-coupled receptor activity; cAMP binding
Source: RefSeq, a predicted model, not a curated record
AUGGCGCUAGUGCAGGAGGUGCUGCUGCUGGCGGCUGCCUGCGUGUCCUGCGCGGGCUGCGGCUUCUUGCUGGCCAUGUGGAGGCGCGUGGAGGCCCCCAACUACGUCAGCCGCCGCAUCGUCACGUCGCUGGGGCUUGCGGGGCUCGUCACCGCCGUCGCCUUCGCCAUGUCCCUGGUGGUGAACGGCUUUGGGCAGAACUACAGACAGCACGAAGGACUCUGCUACGCGCAGGCGCUGACGCUGCAGUACUUCUACUUGGCGUCGUACCUCUGGACCGCGUGCUUCGCCUUCCACCUCUACCAGAUCAUUGUCAAGCGCAGGAAUGAGUACCCGGAGGAGUUCCUGUGGGUGUAUCGCGGCGUUGGGUGGGGGCUGCCUGGAGUGGUGCUGGUAUAUCUGGUGCUGCGUCAGCUAACGGGUCAUCUAGGCGUGGGUGGAGCAGACCGUCGAUGGUGCUGGAUCGCGGUCCACACGACGCACGAAGAAGAAGGAGAAGACCCGCUCGUUUGGCGGCGGGAAGGAGCGCUGCAACAGCUCCUGCUGUUCUACGCCCCUGUCCUCUGCGUGUUCGUCUUCAACGUGGGCGUUUAUCACCAUAUCCUCAAGUUCCUGUAUAUGGAUCCUAUGGCGCCACGCUUCCGCGACAAAGUCAAGAUCUACCUCGGCAUCUUCUUCCUGUGCUCGAUCUGGGGAGUGAUCAACCGG